AUGCACACUGGGGAACGGCCCUACACGUGUGGGGAAUGUGGGAAGAGCUUCAGCCGUAGCUCCAAUCUCUGCACCCACCGUCGCAUCCACACUGGAGAACGGCCCUACAAGUGCUUUAAAUGUGGGAAGAGGUUUCAGACCAGCUCAAAUCUCCUCCUGCAUGAGCAGACACACACGGAUGAGAGGCCCUUCCGCUGCAUGGACUGCGGGAAGGGAUUCAAGCGGAACUCCAACCUCCUCACCCACGGGCGCAUCCACACUGGGGAGAAACCCUACAAGUGUGGAGAGUGUGGGAAGAGCUUUAGCCGAAGCUCUCAUCUGCUCCGGCACAAGCACAGCCACACUGGAGAACAGCCCGGGAAAGGGGUGGGAGAGGGGGGCUAG
Messenger RNA from Pseudopipra pipra, 384 nucleotides. RefSeq names its product zinc finger protein 239-like. NCBI's taxonomy places the organism in Eukaryota, Metazoa, Chordata, Aves, Passeriformes, Pipridae. Gene Ontology annotation, molecular function: DNA-binding transcription factor activity, RNA polymerase II-specific; RNA polymerase II cis-regulatory region sequence-specific DNA binding. Gene Ontology annotation, biological process: regulation of transcription by RNA polymerase II. The transcript has a single exon. The record is from RefSeq and is a predicted model, not a curated record. Gene Ontology annotation, cellular component: nucleus. The coding region runs from base 1 to 384 and encodes 127 amino acids.